AUGAAGGUAUCUCUUUUUCCAAAUUGGGUUUGCGAUAAAUUGUCUUCUAUGAUGAGACAGUUCCUUUGGAAGGGUCAAGUUGAUGGUAGAGGUCUUUCUCUUAUUAAUUGGAGGACCGUGGUCACUCCAAAGAAAUUUGGUGGCCUGGGUGUUAGAGAUCCUGCGUGUGUUAAUAUAUUUUUACUUGGUAAAUUGGUUUGGCAACUUUUUCAUUGUCAGGACAAGCCUUGGGUUACUCUAUUGAGGGCGAAGUAUCUGAGGAAUGUGGGAGUUUUAGAUGGCCCUAUCCCUUGCAACGCUUCUCAUGUUUGGAAGAGUAUCUCAAAGGCUUUUGGUGCUCUUAAGGAUGCCUUCUCUUGGUGCGUUGGAGACGUUUGGAAAGAUGGUCAAUGGAAUCUCCAUGAUAUUUUCUCUAUCAUUCCAGAAGAUGUUAAACAGCGUUUGAAUGCUUAUAAUCCGGAUUUGAAUGUUGGAGAGAGUUCGGAGUUUUAUUUGGGUCGUGGCUUAGCUUUAUCUAGCACCUGUCAUCGGGGUCAGAAUGGUUCUGAAUCCAUUCUUCAUUGUCUUCGGGAGUGCCCUAGUGCCAAGGAGGUCUGGAACCUUUUAGGCCUGUAUUCAAAUAACUCGGAUUUACAUGAUUGGCUCUACAGAGGUACAAGGAGUGAAGAUACGUUUCUUUUCUUUUCGACCAUCUGGUGGAUUUGGAGAAGCAGGAAUCAUGACUUAUUUAAUAUAGAUGAUUCUUGGAGUGCUAGAAAGUGUUAUUUUGCUCCAUUUGGCUAUGCUGGUUUUGGUUGUAUCAUUCGCAAUCCUGAUGGAUGUUGGUUGAAAGGUUGCACUGGAAAAGUCGAAGUGUGCAGUGUUCUAUUUGCUGAAUUGUAUGUAAUUUAG
Messenger RNA from Arachis ipaensis, 891 nucleotides. NCBI's taxonomy places the organism in Eukaryota, Viridiplantae, Streptophyta, Magnoliopsida, Fabales, Fabaceae. The record is from RefSeq and is a predicted model, not a curated record.